CAGAGCAGAAGUACAGCAGACAAACAAAAACAAGCUUUAAAUGUGGCUGAUGAUGUUCCAACUAAUGUGAUGUAAGCUGAGAAACUUCUAGGUUUUGGCUUGAUUUUGGGGAAUCCUUUGGAGAACACUGAGGUUGUGGAGACAUUUACGACAAGCCUUUAUGGAGACUGAAGUGCAGCCGUCUGCUCAGGAACUGCAUGGAUCAUUUCUGCUCAGGCAGCUUGACAGAAUGAGAGCAGCUGAGGAGCUCACUGAUGUCGUCUUGCUGGCAGAGGGUAUUUCCUUCCCAUGCCACAAGGUGGUGCUGUCUGCAUUCAGCCCUUACUUCCAGGCCAUGUUUACAUGUGGUCUGAAGGAAACUCAAGGAGGAGAGGUGCCACUCAGAGACAUUCCUUCACAGUGCCUUGAAGUGCUACUGAAGUACAUGUACUGUGCUGAACUCCCGCUUUCCAACACCAAUAUCCAGGGAGUGGCUGCUGCUGCCUUCCUGCUUCAUGUGGAUGGAGCUUUUAGGUUGUGUCAGAGCCACAUGGAGGCCCACAUGGAUGCCUCAAACUGUGUUGGUCUGAACUACUGGGCCAGAGACCUUGGUGCUACAGAUCUGGCUGAAUGCGCUUUGAAAUACAUCUGCCAACACUUUACAGAGGUUUGUGAGGAAGAAGAAGUGCUGGAUCUUGAUGCCCAGCGUCUUGGGGAUAUUCUGAGUUUGGAUGAUCUCAACAUAUCGCAAGAGGAACUUGUGCUUGACCUGGUGCUACGGUGGCUUGAGAGGCACAGGAACAACUUGCAGAGCGAAGCCCAGGCUGUGGAGUUGCUCAGGCAUGUACGACUGGAGCUGGUUGACCCUGGAUUUCUUCAGAAAGCAAGGAGGAGGAACCCGGUCCUGCUGCGAGAUGCUGAGUGCUUUGGGAUGAUUGAUGCUGCCCUCCAGACCUCGGGUCUCUGUGAGACAUCAGCUCCACCUCGCCCAACUCUUCGAUAUGGCAUGGAGACAACGGAUUUGCUGCUCUGCUUGGGUGGAGUGAACACUGAGGACGUGCCAGCGAGACGUGGAGGAUUUGCUGACCAAAGUUUUUGUUUUGAACCUCGUGGUAGAAAGACGUACUACAUCCCUUCUCCACUAAGAGACUGUGAAGGUCAGAUCACAGCAGGAGCAGUGACCCAGGAUAGUAGCAUACUGGUGGCUGUAGAUACAGAGGAUCAACAGAGAAGGAGGAGGCUGGAUAUCUACAAAUUCAAUAAUUCAGAAGAUAAAAUCUGGGUGAAGUUGUGCUCUGCACCCUACAGAGACAUGUAUGCAUUGGAGUUGAUCGGAGAAGCUCUGUACCUGAUUGGCAGUCAAAUGAAAGUGCGCAAUCACUACGUUAUAACGGACAGUGUGGACAGAUGGUCACUGAAGAGAGGAAACAGCUGGCUCAGUUUUGCUCCUUUACCACUUGCUUUAGCCUGCAACUGCACUGUGAGGCUGCAGGAGCAUCUCUACGUGCUGGGGGGCUGGACACCACAGGACCAGCCGGAUGAUGAACCCGACAAACUGAGUAACAGAGUGUUUCAGUUUGACUCAGGCAAAGAUAGGUGGACAGAGUGUGCCAGGAUGAAGUACUCCAGGUACCGCUCUGGCACAGCGGUCCUCAACGGAGAAAUCUACAUAUUAGGUGGUAUAGGAUGUGAUGGUGAGGAUUGUGGACAAUCACGUCGCUGUCUGAGCUCUGUAGAAAUAUAUAACCCAGAUACAGACACCUGGAGGCCCGGUCCAACACUCCCAACAACCUUACUUUCCCUUCGAACCAACGCCUCCAACAUAGGAGUUUUAGAAGGAAAGCUCUAUCUUUGUGGAUACUAAAGGGGAUGUGGUCGUCAUGAAAUCAUCACCAAGGAGAUUUUGGAGUUAGACCCUGCAGACAAUGUUUGGACGGUUGUGGAGAGACGAGCAGCGAUGCAUGACAGCUAUGAUGUCUGUCUGGUGGCUAAUCUCAAUCCACGGAACCUCAUGACACCCUGACUCAAGCUCGUCCUCAAGACUCUCUGAGCAACAAUGCGGGGGCCUGAUAUGUGUGUGUGUGUGUGGCGGGGGGGACUGAUUAAACUUCCAUUCUUACAAAGCCUUAUUCAAACAUGAAUAUUUUGUCCCACAUGUCAUACGUCUCAAAACAAGAUCAAAUGAAAUUAGCUUGUGUUCUGGUGAGUCAGUUCACCACUUGACAGAUAAAAUUAAUAACUUUUACAUAAAUUGCUUUUAAAAUAAAAUAGAGGCUUUGUCAGAAGCUUGUAGAAUCGUUUACUUUCUCCUAAAGUUGUCUGUAAAGCUCAUUAGCACAAAAUCAGAUUUUCAAAGCUUCCUCUACAUAAACAUACAAUAAUUUCAGGAUAAACUUUCUAGUAUUGUUAUAUAAAGUGCACUCCACAUGUUUUAGCACCCUUGGUAAAGUUGUGUAAAAACAAUUUAUUAGGAUGUGCAAAAACUAUUUCUUGCAGUGGCAUAGUUUUAGAAAUAUCUCAACUUUAAUUUAGAAUAUGUAUUCA
Molecule: messenger RNA, 2523 nt
Organism: Girardinichthys multiradiatus
Lineage: Eukaryota; Metazoa; Chordata; Actinopteri; Cyprinodontiformes; Goodeidae
Product: kelch repeat and BTB domain-containing protein 12-like
Exons: 11
Molecular function (GO): protein binding
Source: RefSeq, a predicted model, not a curated record